Molecule: messenger RNA, 1703 nt
Organism: Galleria mellonella (greater wax moth)
Lineage: Eukaryota; Metazoa; Arthropoda; Insecta; Lepidoptera; Pyralidae
Gene: GluRS-m
Product: probable glutamate--tRNA ligase, mitochondrial
Exons: 6
Coding region: 142-1683 (513 amino acids)
Biological process (GO): glutamyl-tRNA aminoacylation
Molecular function (GO): zinc ion binding; tRNA binding; glutamate-tRNA ligase activity
Source: RefSeq, a predicted model, not a curated record
UCAUUUUGACAGUUACUUAUUUUUUGUAUACCAACUUUGCGUAAUAUAACCUCAAAUAUCUUAAUCAAUUCUUUAAUUUUUGAAAUUAAAUUUAAUAAUUAUUACUAAUACACUUUUAAAUGGCACAAUACACACUUAUUUAUGAGUUUUGUAUUUAAUUUUGAUAUCAUGCGACUUAAUAUCAUAAAUCGUUUAUUAGUUUUACCUACACUUAAUGUUAGUAAAAGAAGAUAUGCAGAGAGACCUAGAGUGAGGUUUGCUCCAAGCCCAACGGGUUACUUACAUCUGGGUGGUUUGAGAACAGCUUUAUAUAAUUAUCUAUUUGCUAAAUCCCGUAACGGAGUAUUUAUUUUGCGAAUAGAAGACACUGACCAGACGAGAAAAGUGGAAGGAUCUGUUGAUGCUUUGAUAAAGGACUUAGAAUGGGCUGGGAUUGAAUAUCACGAGGGCCCUGGUAAGAGUAAUAAAUAUGGACCUUAUGUACAAAGCGAAAGAUUAGAGAUUUACCAAGAUCACAUAACAAAGUUGCUGGAGAAUGGUUCUGCAUACAAAUGUUUCUGUACAGAGCGCCGUCUGAAUGUACUCCGCAGAGAUGCGGUGAAGAGUCAGAGAGUACCAAAGUAUGACAACAAAUGCCGCAACCUUAGUGAACAAGAGAUUAAAGACAAGAUCAAGGCGGGCGUUCCAUAUUGUAUUAGAUUUAAGCUAACAUCAGACUGCCAGGCCUUUGAAGAUCUGAUAUUUGGUGGGAUUGCAUAUGAUGUAUCAAUGAAUGAAGGUGACCCCGUACUUAUGAAGAGUGAUGGGUUCCCGACAUAUCAUUUCGCCAACGUUGUUGAUGAUCAUCUGAUGGCGGUGACUCACGUGCUGAGAGGAGUGGAAUGGCAAAUAUCAACAACUAAACAUUUAUUGAUUUAUAGAGCAUUUGGCUGGACCCCACCGCGCUUCGGACACUUGCCUUUGAUAGUGAAUGCAGACGGUACGAAACUUAGCAAGAGGCAAAGUGAUGUAAAAGUGGAAGAUUACAAGAAGAACGGAAUUUAUCCACUGGCAUUGGUGAAUUAUAUAACAUUGUCCGGUGGAGGUUUCGACCAUGUACCCGGCGCGGGGGUUAGGUUGAAGGACAUGGACGAGUUGGCGGAGGAGUUCCAGAUCGACAAGAUAUCAUCACAUCCAAGCCGUCUCAACCCAGACCUUUUAGAAGAAUGUAACAGGUUGGAGAUAAAGCGGCAACUGCAAGAUGAGAAACUCUCGAAAGAUUUAUCGAGUAAGCUAGAAAAAUUAAUCGAAACCAAAUAUCCAGAACAGAAGAAGUAUGUCACAGAAGAACACAUAAAAUCCGUUCUGAACUGGGCCACAGCGAGGGUGACAAGGAUAGAAGAUUUAGCCAGUUCAGAGUUCGGUUUCCUGUGGAUUCUACCGUCUAACACCGAGAUAGAUUUUGAUAGGAACCUGUUAAUCAAAUUGUUAGACACACUGGAAAGAAUAGAAAGGUUUGAUCAAGAAAACCUUAAGGAUCGCUUGAGGGAAUUCUCGUCAACUAAUAAUGUGAAGUUUCCAACACUUAUGAAAACUCUCAGGUCAGUGCUUAGUGGGCUCAAGGAAGGGCCGGGCGUCGCUGAAAUGAUGGCCUUGUUGGGCAAAGCUCAGUCGUUGGAAAGAAUAAAGGCUGUUAUACGGUAAUACAGAGUUUUAUUUAUACU